Messenger RNA from Vigna angularis (adzuki bean), 1244 nucleotides. Its product is annotated as glucan endo-1,3-beta-glucosidase, basic isoform. The record is from RefSeq and is a predicted model, not a curated record. Bases 65 to 1177 code for a protein of 370 amino acids. The transcript is spliced from 2 exons. Gene Ontology annotation, cellular component: plasma membrane. Gene Ontology annotation, molecular function: hydrolase activity, hydrolyzing O-glycosyl compounds. Gene Ontology annotation, biological process: carbohydrate metabolic process. Lineage: Eukaryota; Viridiplantae; Streptophyta; Magnoliopsida; Fabales; Fabaceae.
CACUCUAUUUAUAGAACUGCAGUAAUGAAGUUUAAUCAUAUAUGUGGUUCUUACAUUUUCCACCAUGGCCUCUCACUUUCCCAGAAACCAGAGGUUCUCAUUUGCUGCUGUGCUUCUUCUUUUUGAACUAUUCACAGUAAACCUUAUCACAGCAGAUGCUCAAAUCGGUGUGUGUUACGGCAUGAUGGGCAACAAUCUACCAGCAGCUAAUGAAGUUAUAAGUCUUUACAGAUCGAACAACAUAAGAAGAAUGAGACUUUACGAUCCCAAUCAAGCUGCUCUACAAGCCCUAAGAGAUUCAGGCAUUGAACUCAUUCUUGGAGUGCCAAACUCUGAUCUUCAGGGUCUUGCCACAAAUGCUGAUAAUGCUCGUCAAUGGGUGCAAAGGAACGUGCUGAACUUUUGGCCAAGUGUCAGAAUCAAGUACAUAGCAGUUGGAAACGAAGUGAGUCCUGUUGGAGGGUCCUCUUGGUAUGCACAGUUUGUUCUACCUGCUGUACAAAAUGUAUACCAAGCUAUAAGGGCUCAAGGUCUUCAUGAUCAAAUCAAGGUUUCAACAGCCAUUGACAUGACCCUAAUAGGAAACUCCUACCCCCCAUCACAAGGUUCCUUCAGGGGUGAUGUUAGAUCAUACUUAGACCCUAUAAUAGGGUACCUGCUAUAUGCAGGUGCACCUUUACUGGUCAAUGUGUACCCUUAUUUUUCUUACUAUGGUAAUCCUCGUGACAUAUCACUUCCUUAUGCUCUUUUCACUGCACCCAAUGUUCUGGUUUGGGAUGGCCAAUAUGGGUACCAGAAUUUGUUUGAUGCUAUGUUGGAUUCAGUGCAUGCAGCCAUUGAUAAUACUAGGAUUGGUUAUGUUGAGGUUGUUGUGUCUGAGAGCGGGUGGCCCUCGGAUGGAGAUUUUGGUGCCUCGUACGACAAUGCACGUGUGUACUUGGAUAAUUUGGUUCGUCGUGCUGGUAGAGGAAGCCCUAGAAGGCCUUCAAAACCCACAGAGAUUUAUAUCUUUGGCAUGUUCGAUGAGAAUGGAAAGAGUCCAGAGAUAGAGAAACAUUUUGGUCUGUUUAGUCCCAACAAACAGAAGAAGUACCCCUUUGGAUUUGGUGGCAAAAGGGAUGGGAAGAUUGUUAUGGAUGAUUUCAAUGCAACAAAUCCCCUUAAGAGUGACAUGUAAUGUAAGAUUGGAACCUAUACUUUGUAUUCCACCCAUAAAAUAAGAGAAAAUUUACCUUUUGUUAUAA